UCAAGUCUGGGAGCGGACUGUUCCUACUGCGGCUGGGCACCGGCUGGGCUCCCGUAUCGGCCCGAGCUCCAGCUGCGCCCGGCCUGACACCGGCCCGGCUCGGCCUGGCCCCAGCCUGCGAGCAAAGGCGCCGCUGCUGCUGGGCCACUCCCAGGGCCAUGAGGAGGCGGCGGCAGCUACUGCGGCCCGCGUCAAGGUGACCGGCCGGGACUGCGGCGGCAGCAGCCAGAGAGGUGGACUUCUCCAGGCAGGUUAUGUCACCAGCAGAGGCUGCCCUGAAGCUCCCUGUGGCCUGGAGACUAUGUACAAGAGGAAUGGUCUGAUGGCUAGCAUGUUGGUCACCUCUGCCACUCCACAGGGCAGCAGCAGCUCAGACUCUCUGGAGGGCCAGAGCUGCGACUAUGCCAGCAAGAGUUAUGAUGCUGUCGUCUUCGAUGUCUUGAAAGUGACUCCCGAGGAGUUUGCCAGCCAGAUCACACUAAUGGAUAUUCCUGUGUUUAAAGCCAUCCAACCGGAGGAACUAGCCAGCUGUGGAUGGAGUAAGAAGGAGAAACACAGUCUUGCCCCCAAUGUCGUGGCCUUUACCCGGAGAUUUAACCAGGUCAGUUUUUGGGUUGUACGAGAAAUUCUAACAGCACAGACUUUAAAAAUAAGGGCAGAAAUCCUGAGCCAUUUUGUGAAAAUAGCCAAGAAACUUCUAGAACUCAACAACCUUCAUUCUCUCAUGUCUGUGGUGUCAGCAUUACAAAGUGCUCCCAUCUUCAGACUGACAAAGACCUGGGCUCUUUUGAAUCGAAAGGACAAGACCACCUUUGAGAAACUGGACUACCUGAUGUCCAAAGAAGAUAAUUAUAAACGAACUCGGGAAUAUAUCCGAAGCCUAAAGAUGGUACCCAGUAUUCCCUAUCUAGGGAUCUACCUUCUGGAUUUAAUCUACAUUGAUUCUGCAUAUCCUGCCUCAGGCAGUAUUAUGGAAAACGAACAAAGGUCCAAUCAGAUGAACAAUAUUCUCCGAAUAAUUGCUGAUUUACAAGUUUCCUGCAGCUACGAUCACCUCACCACCCUGCCCCAUGUGCAGAAGUACUUGAAGUCUGUACGCUACAUUGAGGAGCUCCAGAAGUUUGUGGAAGACGACAACUACAAACUGUCGCUCAGAAUAGAACCGGGAAGCAGCUCUCCAAGACUAGUCUCUUCCAAGGAAGAUCUUGCAGGCCCCUCCGCAGGCUCCAGCUCAGCACGCUUCCGCCGGAGACCCACCUGCCCUGAUGCAUCCGUGGCUGGCAGCCUCCCCACGCCACCGGUCCCCCGACACAGGAAGAGUCACAGCCUAGGCAACAAUAUGAUGUGUCAGUUGAGUGUAGUUGAGAGUAAAAGUGCGACAUUCCCAUCGGAGAAGGCCAGGCACCUUCUGGACGACAGUGUCCUAGAGUCCCGCAGUCCCCGCAGGGGCCUCGCCCUCACCUCCUCUACCGUCACCAAUGGACUCUCCCUAGGCAGUAGUGAGAGCUCAGAGUUUAGUGAAGAGAUGUCUUCAGGGCUGGAAAGCAGGGGACGUCUCUAUGCCACCCUAGGGCCCAACUGGCGGGUUCCAGUUCGGAAUUCUCCCAGAACCCGGAGCUGUGCUUACAGCCCCACCAGUCCAUGCACCUGUACCCUGGGAGGCUCCACAGCCGUGCCCACUAUGGAGGGGCCUCUGAGAAGGAAAACCCUGCUCAAGGAAGGACGGAAGCCCGCACUGUCCUCCUGGACCAGGUACUGGGUCAUACUCUCAGGAUCCACCCUUCUGUAUUACGGAGCCAAGUCCUUGCGGGGCACGGACAGAAAACAUUAUAAAUCCACACCCGGCAAAAAGGUCUCCAUCGUGGGCUGGAUGGUGCAGCUGCCUGACGACCCUGAGCACCCGGAUAUCUUCCAGCUAAACAACCCUGAAAAAGGCAACGUUUACAAGUUCCAGACUGGUUCCCGGUUCCACGCAAUACUGUGGCACAAGCAUUUGGAUGAUGCAUGUAAAAGCAACAGGCCUCAGGUACCUGCAAACCUUAUGUCAUUUGAAUAAGUCUCUGCAGGACUUGACGUGACUAAAGAGGCUUCUGGGAGCCCAGGCUGGGCCUGGUGGAGAAGAGCAGCCCUGGGCACAGACUGUGAGCCAGGAUCUGGGAGCCAUGCAGCCAGGCUCAGGGGCCAUGGCCUUCAGCCUCACAGUCCCAGAGGGCUCCCCAGUACCGGAUCCACCUGUCAGUUUCCAGUGACUCUCGUGGCUCAUUCUGCAGCACCAUCUCGCAGGGCAGUGGUCAGACCCCAAACUGCACACCUGCCCUUCUCUGGGCCUCAUCUGUCCACCAGCUACUCCUGCGACUAGAGAGCAUUUGGCCCACGUUGGGUUCUCCGUCCUUCCUGCUGCACACGGUGGACAGCAUUUACCUGCAAGUGGGGCCAGACAGCAGGGACAGGCCAUGGAACAGGCCUGUUAUACCCCAAGUGCGUGGGGUUGCUUGCCCACCGGACUGCCUCAGAUUUUGUACAACCCCCCGAAGCAUCCUGUGUGUGUGCGCUGUACAUGUGUGCGUGUGAGCGAGUGUGAAAUCUCCGAGAAACAUGCAUUUUGGCACAAGACUUGUGACAUCACGCACUUCAUUUGCUUUGAGGCCCUGCUUGAACCUUCAGUGAUAGCCUUGUCCACCAGGAAAGGUCAGAGUGGGAGCCCAGAUGCCCCUGUGUUAAGGGUCCAUUGUGUUCUUUUACUGUAAACAAACAAUGCCUUAAAUUGUGUCUUGUUUUCUGUUCCUAUGGGUGCUAUUCAUCUGGAAGGCCUGCUCCCUGGGCCCUGGGGCCCUUCCAGGCCUUGUUGCUGUCAGCCCUGCUGACAGACUGGGCCGCUGGCCUGCUUGCUUCCUCCAUGCCCUCUCCUGGCUGGGGCGCUUCCCAUGGCCCCUGCUCCCACCAUGCCCAUGUGGGAAGUUGGGGAAUUUUUUCUCAGCAUCCUCAGAGCAGUUUGGAAGCUACUGUGCUCACAGUGAUCAGCCCCACAGAAGUCACUUUAUGCCCACAUUGCUGUGCAGGGCAGGCUUCUGCUUCCCUCAGUCAUCUCUACCACCAGGGUGGGCCCGCCGGGGUUCCUGGCUACACUGGGAGCUGAGUGACACCAAGGUCUUGCGUGCCCACAGUCUUGCCUCCAAAUGCAGUCACCAGCAACUUCUCCAAGUGCAAGGGCAUAACUGUUGAUGGCCAAGUGACAGGAAAGCCAAGCCCUGGGGUGUGAACAUCUGACCUCUGCAUUUGUGUAGGAGCUCUUCCCAUAAACAAGGACCUUUGUCACCCUUUUGUCAUAUUUUAAAGGGACUUUGCACAAAUACAUUUUUAUUCAAAAUGAAUUUGCUCUUUAUCAUCACAGCUGUCUGUCCCACUUUCCUCCCCACCCCAUUUUAUUUGGACAUUUUAAUCCUGAGAUGGAAACCCUUAAACCACUGUAUCCAAGAGACUGAAUUCCUGGGUCUUUGUCUCUUUCUUGGUUUCAGAACUCAGAAUAACCAAGCAUCAGAUUACCCAGAAGAGUUUUUAGGUAAGAAGCUUCAAAACACCAUAAUUAAUAAACUAAGAGAUCAAUUGAAAAACUACCAAAAGACCCAUCACUGUAUUUUGAUCAAAUGUUAAAAGAUUCUCUGAAAUUGAAAUUAAUUGGUGACAAAAAUAAUUGUCAUCAGGGUGGUGCUUUGUGGUUGAGCCUCACAGUGCUCAGAAGCUAACCCUCUUUUGGAGCAAAGACUGGACACUGAUGCCAAGAGAAGCUCCAGGAGGGAAAGUUAAUGCUGUCAAACCUUGACCACAGCUGCCUUGUGCGCCCACCUGUACCAGGGGUCCACAGAUGUGCACUUGAUUCUACCAACGACUUCAAGCUGACGUCUGAGGCUGAGUGACAAUGCCAGGAGCGACAGACACCUCUCUCCAGAACUGUGCAGGGUUGUGCCAUAGGCGAUAUUAAGCCUGACCUUCCCUGUUAACUUCUCGAAGGUCUUACAGUUGGAUGAAAGUACAAGCCUGGAAUAUCAGCUACUUACUUUCCUUGGGCCUUUCUACUCUUCUAACCCUAUCCUGGUUUUCCACACAUGAAAUAUUAUAGAUACCCAUCCCCAAGCCCCAGGAUUUCAGGCUCCACUAAAGCAGAUAGUCUACCAUUUCCUCAUUUUUCUUACCCUUCACAAACAUUUUCUUCUGAAUCCAGUUUGAAAGAGCACAGUCACAAUUCUUUUCAGAGUGUUCAGUUUUUCACUAAUGGAGACUAAUCCCACAUCCCCUUCCAGAGACAUUCUUACCUUGGACUCUUGAAGAAUCUGAACUUUGUUGGAAAAAGCCUUGUAAAACUGUCAGAGCCCUGAACACCUCAGACGAGUCCUGGAGAUGAAGCUGACAGAUUACUGACU
Messenger RNA from Octodon degus (degu), 4418 nucleotides. It is a transcript of the gene Ralgps1, whose product is annotated as Ral GEF with PH domain and SH3 binding motif 1. Gene Ontology annotation, cellular component: plasma membrane. The coding region runs from base 302 to 2056 and encodes 584 amino acids. Gene Ontology annotation, biological process: Ras protein signal transduction; positive regulation of GTPase activity. The transcript is spliced from 20 exons. The record is from RefSeq and is a predicted model, not a curated record. Gene Ontology annotation, molecular function: guanyl-nucleotide exchange factor activity. NCBI's taxonomy places the organism in Eukaryota, Metazoa, Chordata, Mammalia, Rodentia, Octodontidae.